CGGAAGAGGAAGUAAAUCGUAAACCUCCAAAUAUCGCCCUCUUGUUUAUCUUUCUAAAAUAGCCAUGUAAUACACGGGAUACCGCGAUAGUUCCAUGAGCAUGGAUGAAAAAGUUCAUUUGGUUCUUGUUGGCCAUAGUCUUGAGGCAAAAUGCGAGGUUGGAAAUGCACUUCUAAAAACAAACGCAUUCAGAGAACUAGACUGCCGCACAGAACUCGAAAUAAAACGCUUCUAUAAUGUGACGAUUCAAGGCGAAAACAUUGCAUGUGUCGUCACCCCAAACUUGAACACACCAGGGUGGCAAUAUGUCCUUCCAAUUUUGCGACAGUUCCAGAAAAGGGUUUUCAUUUACGUUCGUACUUAUGGCUUGACAGAUGUAGACGACAAAAAGUCAAUUGACUUGAUCAGAGAUCAACUCUCAGCCACUAAACAACGACUUGAUCUUAUUGACGUGGAUGUAGAAGACCAAUUCGAUCCAGAGCAUUCGUUCCAAGAUCAAGAAACAUCUCCAUGCAAAAAGACCAGCUAUUAUACAUCCGCGUCGACAGAAAGUACAGAGGAAAACGCUAAGACAUCUGUUAAGCCUUUGAAUGUCAUUGUUAUUGAGUUGUCAGUAUGCAAGGAUAGAUAUACUAAAGACACAAGCAAGCUUACGGCCGAACAAUAUGGCAUGUGCCUUAACUUUGAAAUGACACCCGAUGAGAAACUCGAGGUAGGCAAGAAGAUUUUAAGUUUUAUUAAGCGUUUUUUUGAGUCGACCCAGGAACAAGAAGUAGAACCUCUUGUACAAGAAAGUGGUGUCGUUAUAAAACACGGAACCGAUGCAAUUUCGGGAAAGGGGGCAACUGAUGAAGGCCUAAUGCGCCAAGUGUCGAAACCUGAUGAUGACGAUCAACCAAUGUCUUUAUCGCAAAAGAUUUCGGAUGGUGUGCACAAGAAAGUAAACCUGGACUCUAGAUCAGAGCUACCUGAAAUUACAAACGAAGAUAGAACUCUGUUUGCCAAGACCUUGGAAAAAGGAAAAGCACGUGCCAACCAUGUAAGAGUUAAUGUCGUUGGAAAUCAAGGGGUUGGAAAAACAACUCUUGUUCAACGAUUGCAGAGAAAGAAAUCGACACUUCCGGAAAAAACCAUGCCAACAGAAGCGUUAGGUAUAGAGGAGAUUACAUGUCGAUGUUUACAACCACUGGAUGACGAGAAAAAGAAAUGGGAAACGAAAGAAAGUGGUUAUGUUCAGCAACUAAACGUGUAUAGAAUGGCUGAAGCUAUGGCAAGUCUGACUACCAAUGACGACAGAGACAGCAGCGCAUUGCAGGAAGAGCAACCUGAUCUAGGUUCAGAUGAAGUGAUAGAGGGGUUGACUCUUACAUCGGAGAAUGAGACCCCAACAUUAUAUCAAGUCACGGCAAAAGCAAGUACUCGAGACGUGUUUUGGCAACAGGUAAAGAGAGAGAGAAACAGCGAUCUUGAAAAUCAAAUGUAUAUAUCUUAUUGGGACUUUGCCGGGCAAUCGACAUACUAUUCAACACACCAAGCGUUCUUGGCACCAAGAGCAGUGUACAUAGUUGUGUUUGACCUGAGCAAGGACCUUAAUGAAAAUUUGAAGGAUAGUCUUUGCUUUCGAACAGGAAUUCAAGGGAAAUGCACUGUCAAAGAGUCUUUGCAAUUUUGGGCAUCUUCGAUAAAAGCGUAUACUAAAGAUGUUCAAGGUGGAAGAGCACCACUUAUUUUAGUGGGAACACAUGCCGAUAAAGUGACUGACGAAAAAAUAAUAGAAGAACGGUUCAGACAAGCUCGUGAUGCUAUGGGGUUUGAGACAAUAGAAUGGAUGAAAAUAAACAACACAAUCGAAAUUAAACAUGAUGGAUCCCAGGAUGACGACCCCGAAGAUUUGAAACAGCUCCGAAACACGGUACUUGAGCUUGGUCUUGGAAUUGCGGACGAAGAAGUUGAUGCCCAAUGGAUUGAUCUUGAGAAUGAGCUGUACAAUAAAAAAAUGACAGGUGCAAUGGUCAUAACUUUUCAAGAAUUAAAAGAGUUAGACAAGACAAUGGACAGACCAAUGCAGGACGAUAAAAAUCUCAAGCUCUUUCUUGAGCAUUUGCACUGUCGUGGUCAAGUUUUAUACUUCCCAGUAAAAAGUGGGACUGAACUGAUAAUCCUCGAACCUUCUGCGCUGGCAAAUUUGCUAAAUUCUCUUCUUCGAGCGAUGCAUGGGAAACAAUCUGUAUCAAAUCUCGAUGCGGAAAGUCACCAAGGGAUUGUCUCAAAAGAGUUCAUCGACAAAAAAAUGACCGAACUUUUGUCAAAAAAUCCAAGUAGCGGAAAUGCAUUGGUAGCAAUGUUGGAAAAUCUUAAAAUAAUGAUGCGUUAUGACAGACCCCAAAAUCAAGUCAUGUACAUAAUUCCAAGCCUUCUUCCUGCGCAUGAGACAACACGUAUUGGCAGUCGCGCCUAUCGAAGUGAACGCGUUGUAAACUUGGAGAUCAAAUUCAAGAAAAGCAAUGUUCCUCAUGGCUUUUACCACCUUUUCAUAGUUUCGUUGAUAACUGGAAUGCCAGGUAUUGAAAUCUUCAAAAAGGGAAAUGAUAUACAGUUAUACAACCUGUACACAAUGCUGGAACUUGAAACGGGAAUCGUUGAGCUGUUUUGGGAAGGCUCUGGAAUAUAUGUCGCAAUCGACUGUGAAGAAGAGGAAGAUAUGCAGAAAGGAAAUGCAGAUAUUACAACACUUGUGGACGGCAUAACAAAGGCUGUAAAGGACACGCUCCUGAUUUAUCGACAGAAUGGUAUCAACUUUUAUGUUGGGGUUGAGUGCCCGCAACACAAGGGACUUUAUAUCGAUAUAAAUAAGCUGCGCGAAAGUGGCAGAGCAAAAUGUGUACCACCUAACACUUCGUGGCACUUCGUAAAAACAAAGGAGUGCUUCAAAAAACUGAUAAAGACCUUCGGCAAGAUGCCAGCGCAAAAUCCAGUGAAUGAAAAACACCUUGCAAGACUUGCGAAUAAAUUGUCCAAAGACAGAUCGAAGGAACUGGCGAUGCGAUUGCAAAUGGAAGGCUGUGACCAAAUUGCAAGAGAAGUGGAAGCGAACUAUUCGAAUCAUAGCGUUCGAAGGUUGCAUAUUUUCAAAAAGUGGAUGGCAGUACGAGAUAGGCAGACAACUGUUAAUGAUUUGGUUGGUUAUUUGACAGUUUCUAAAGACUACGAGAGGGACGAUGUAACCUCUUCUGCUUUAGAGGAGCCUUCGUUGAAAACUUUUGCCACAGAGGUGAACUUGGACCAGGAUAUCACCGAAAGAGACUGUGCAAUCGUUUCAAGCCACAUUGACAUUGGGGAGUAUCCACUUUUGAUGAUAGAACUUGGUAUUCCGCUGAAUACAAUUUUAGAAAUAGAACACAACUGCCGUGGUGACGUCGGAGAGAUCAUUUCUCAACUCCUGAUUAAGUGGAAGAAAACAUAUCCACACGAAUGCACAAGGAAGAAACUGCUCAGUGUCGUGUCGCAUCUGCAAAUGCCAACAAAGGAUAUUUUAUCAUCCCUGUCCGGAUUGAAAGUGGAGACUUCUUGAGUUAAUGUUUUCGACAAACUUUAUUCCAUGGCCUUCUUACUCUUCACAGUAGCCAACACACAUAAGGUUACAUCGCUCCAUAUUAAUUAUAGGUACAAAUUAUGGCACUCGAUUGAAUCUUUUUGUUUUACUUUUUUACUUUUUAUUGCUUUUCACAGACAUAAUUUUAUUUCAUGAAACGUGGUUAUAGAAUGACGUACGUCGUUGUUCAGGCGGGCUGGCGGGAGUGUGGAAUCAAAGUCACACCUUGAAUAAUUGUAGUUCAGGUUGACAUAUUGUGACAUCACUUGGAAUGUAGGAAGAGUUUAUGGAUGACUUUCAUGUCAUUACAUUUGGGGCCCUUAAAUCAAGGUCAAGGACACUGUUACUAAACAUGAAAAGCAGUUGAAACUGAAUCUCACAACGAGGGCUGACGUUCUUCUGUCAAUCAUUGAAAACCCGGUUUCGUCGCAUUGUGGCGUUUCUUGUUAAAGUUUUAAUUUGACGUUUUAUUGCUUUUGACAGGCACAUAUUAAAUCAUUAUUAAAUUCAUUUUUUAACUUAAUUUGGAAUAUAGUCUAGCAAAAAAUAUAUAGUGCUACGACAGCCCUUGUCUUUAUAUUUAAAAGCCAAUUAAAAAUGUAUCCUCAGUUUGCUCAAACAUAGUACUUGUUGCUGUUUUCAUGGAACAAGAUUAACGGAUGUUUUACAGUUUUCCAAAGCAUAUGAAAUCAUGAGGAUUAUGACACAAUCUAAUGAAAUGUUUAAUUCAAAUUCGAUAUGUUACCACUGAACUAUUUGGGACGGCAAGGCACUAACUUACGUGUUGUAUUGUAAAGAUUUAAGCUCACUGUUCAUUCUCACAGAAUGCAGCAAGAAUCUAGAUAAGGAUAGCUAGCACUGUGACUGCAAUUCACGUAUGAACGUUGAACAUGCAAUGUACAUUAAGCGACUGCAGAUAUUGAUUCUUGAAUUAUUUUUGGAGUCAGAAAAGUUUUAAACGAUUAAAAUAUCAUUGUUGUAGAUCGCUUCAAAUGAUUAUAUGUUAAGUAUUAUACAGGAUAUGUAUUUGGUAAAAGAAAGAAACGAAUGCUGUUGUUAAGAGUAACCUUUAUAUUUGUAUAGAUACAUUUUACUUUCUUAAGACUAAAACAUAGUAAUUAGUUUACUGUUUUACUUUAUUUUCUGCUUGGUUUAUAAAUGCUCGUUCCGUUCUAAUUUGAUUUACUUGGUUAAACUUACGUUCAGUGCUUAAUGCAUAUUGUCCCUUUUGUUGCUUUAGUUUCAGUUGCGAUGCUUGUAUGUACUUUGUAUGUAUGGCCCAUUUCAUUUAUUGCUUACCAUAUAUUGUUUGUUUCCCUUUUUAGUAAAUUUUAAAGAAUAUCCUGAUUUUGAAGGGAGCGUCUUUAUGAACUAGGACAAUAUAGACGCUUGGAUUGUAAUUUUGAAAUACACGAUUAUAUACAUGUAUCUUUGUACUUGCAAUAAUGAUCUGUCAUUGUGUCUAUAUCAAUGUUAAUAAAUUACAACAAACGUU
This is a messenger RNA of Mya arenaria, 5087 nucleotides long. RefSeq lists its product as uncharacterized. The coding region runs from base 95 to 3571 and encodes 1158 amino acids. Lineage: Eukaryota; Metazoa; Mollusca; Bivalvia; Myida; Myidae. The transcript is spliced from 8 exons. The record is from RefSeq and is a predicted model, not a curated record.